UGAGCUCCAGGCUUGAGGAGAGUGAGAGGGAGGCGAUGGAGAAAAUGUCAGAAAUGGAGAAGAAGCUCAUUCAGACCACGAAAGAAGUGGAGCUCUUAAAGGAGGGUCUGCGUGAGUCCUGCUCCCAGGUGAUCGUCCUGCAGCAGCGAGAGAGAGAGAGAGAAAUAGAACGUGAGAGGGAAAGAGAGAUAGAGCGAGACAAGGAUCUCUCCACCCAGGCCCUGAGGGAGCUGGAGGUCAAAGUUCAGGCUCUGGUGGAGCAGGGGCGGGUCCAAAUGAAGCGGUCCUCCUCUGGACAGCUGGACGUCCAAGUGGUCCCCGUCAUCCAGCACGUGAUUCAGAAAGCUAGAGAAGAAGCAGACUCAGGUGAAGACCCCUCCCCCCCCUCCUCAGACUCUCAGCCUCCUCCCUCUGAGGAUGCUCUGCAGGCUGCAGUUCCUGCUCCUCUUCCUCCACCUCCACCUCCACCUCCAGGCUUAACUGGAACUCCUCCUCCUCCUCCUCCUCCUCCUCCAGUACCCUCACCCCCCCUGCUGCCUCCUGGAGGUGGUACGACCCAGCUGUCUCUGACUGAUGGGAGCUCAGGUCUCAGCCGGACUAAUAACGCGAGGAGCGAGCACUCGGAUCAUUCUGGGUUUGGACUCGAUCCUAGCAGUUGGCAUUUAAUGCAAACAAAUAGAACUGGAAACAGACUUCAACACAGAGAUGGCCUUCAGAAAGCCUCAGAGGGCUUAACACUGACAGCUGCUCAGGACCAGCACGAGGACUCUUCUGUGGUGGAAGUCCUCUGUGUGGUAACUGGAGGAUUCCUUGGAGCAGGCUUUGGUGGUGUUACUGGUGGAGUUGGGGGAGCGUUUGGGGCAGUUGCUGCUUCAACUUGGGCCAGGAUUUUCAACCACAUUAACGCAGCGGAAGCAACUGUGGGCUUUGUCGGCAGUGUGUUAGGUGGAGUCUUUGGGGGAGCGUUCAGCGGCGCUAUAGGCGGUGCAGUCUGUGCUGGAGGUAAAGCGAGUGGCAGUCCAUUUAAAGGGAAAGUCACAAAGGUAGUGUGGCUCACCAUCGGCCUUGCAACUGGUGGUGCGAUCGGUGGUAUUUUUGGUGGGAGAGUGGGUGCAGAAGGUGGGGCAGUUGGUAGUGCUUUUGGAGUGUUGUGUGCUACGGGCUUGGCAGGGAGUGCAGUUGGAGUCGUCAAAUAUUUUUGUUCUGCUUCAGAAGAGAAAUCAACAAAAGCAGCACAGAUGUUGCGGAAAACUGCACAUUUCUGUGAGACUUUCAAACCGCUGGUGACCGAGCUGAAUACCAUAAAAAACAUCAGCGAAGGAAUGGCCUCCAGUGCCAGAGCGCAGGGUGUAGCCGAACAAUCUGCCAAGACUCUGACUUCUGUGAACCUGAUGCUGAAAGCCACGAAUGACUCUCUGCCCGUCACAGAUCUGCCACAGUUUGUUUCCAGUGCUGAAGAAUGGGCACAACAUGGCAAGAGAAUCACAGAGGAACUGGAGCAGAUGAAUGAGGAAGGGGAAAAAAUGUUGGCUUCAUUGAGGACAUUCUGAUGCUGUAAAACAAGAACCUGACAAACCUGUACACUGCUGUUUUACAAAACCUUCCUAAUAACAAUAUAAGGAAAAUAAAAGUUGUAAAUAUGUUUCCACCCACCACGGUAAAUUCUAUUCACACACCACUCACUGAUUGUCUUUAAUAUUUUGCUAUUUUCUUCACAUGACGUUUAAACAACUUUAUGGAAAUCUUCUCCAUUUUGUUCCUUUGUACUAAUUAAGGGAUUUUACAUUAAUCGGCCUACAGAUGUUAUUAAAAAAAAGUAUAUUACACGUGUUGCAGAUAAUGUUUGAUUACAGAGAUUCAAAUGAUGAUGUUUAACUAUAAUAAAAG
Messenger RNA from Notothenia coriiceps (black rockcod), 1887 nucleotides. RefSeq lists its product as uncharacterized. Gene Ontology annotation, cellular component: actin filament. Lineage: Eukaryota; Metazoa; Chordata; Actinopteri; Perciformes; Nototheniidae. The transcript has 6 exons. The record is from RefSeq and is a predicted model, not a curated record. The coding region runs from base 36 to 1550 and encodes 504 amino acids. Gene Ontology annotation, biological process: actin filament polymerization.